This is a messenger RNA of Anopheles moucheti, 4179 nucleotides long. Its product is annotated as 5-hydroxytryptamine receptor 1-like. The transcript has a single exon. Bases 1 to 1641 code for a protein of 546 amino acids. Gene Ontology annotation, biological process: adenylate cyclase-activating adrenergic receptor signaling pathway. Lineage: Eukaryota; Metazoa; Arthropoda; Insecta; Diptera; Culicidae. Gene Ontology annotation, molecular function: G protein-coupled amine receptor activity. Gene Ontology annotation, cellular component: membrane. The record is from RefSeq and is a predicted model, not a curated record.
AUGGAUGAGCUAAUUCUCUCCAUGCUAGUGGACGAUAUUGGUGUAACGCGAAAGCGACAGCAAGAACACAACUCACCGCAUCGACAGGAUCUCUCCUCCGCAGCAGUGUUGCCAGCUGCGAUCGUGACCGAACGAUCCACCAACAGUCGGGCUCCCUAUUCGACGCCUGCGACUAUCUGGGCCACGGUGGUGAGCGGCGGUACGAGCCUCGGGCCGGGCAGCAUUCCGACCCCGUUCGCAGUGUUGCUGGCGCACAAUCAGACUGCCGGUGCCCAUGGCUUCGGCCAGGGUUUCACCGGAGCCGGAGGUGGAUCCGAUGCCGGGGAGGCGGGCGGCAGUGGGAGCGGCGAGGCCAUCGUUGGACCGGCGGCAUCGAUCGGGUUCGGUGGUGCGCUCGGUGUGUCCGUUACCGGCGGUACGACGGUAGCCACGAUCGUGUCCUCCACGCUGGCGAACGCCACCCUGUCCGAGCACGAGCUCGACCUGGACACGAUCCGCAAGGUGAUCAUUUGCAUCGUACUGUUAGCUGUGAUAUUCGGCACGAUCGUCGGCAACAUACUGGUGUGUGUGGCCGUGUGUCUGGUGCGGAAGCUGCGCCGACCCUGCAACUAUCUGCUGGUGUCCCUCGCCGUGUCGGACCUGUGCGUUGCCUGCCUGGUGAUGCCACCCGCCCUGAUGUACGAGGUGCUGGGCGAGUGGAACUUCGGGCGCGUGUUCUGUGAUAUUUGGGUGUCGUUCGAUGUGCUGUCCUGUACCGCCUCCAUCCUGAACCUGUGCGCCAUCUCGGUGGACCGGUACUGGGCGAUCACGAAACCGCUCGAGUACGGUGUGAAGCGGACACCGCGCCGCAUGAUGCUGUGCGUGGCGCUGGUGUGGCUGGCGGCCGCAUGCAUCUCCCUGCCACCGUUGCUCAUACUCGGCAACAAGCACACGAUCGGUGACGGGCCGGAACAGCGUCCGUUCUGUGCGGUGUGCGAAGACGUCGGGUACCAGAUCUACGCGACGCUCGGUUCGUUCUACAUUCCGCUCGCGGUGAUGUUGUUCGUGUACUAUCAAAUCUUUCGCGCAGCCCGGCGAAUAGUGAAGGAUGAAAAGCGGGCACAGACACGGCUGGAGAACAGCUUGGCGGUGGAUAAGCUGAGCGCCACCACGAAUGCGACGACGACGACGACGGCCAUGAGCUUGAAGCCGCCGGACUCGAUCGGUCCGGCGAUGGGUAACGCCGGUACUGCGUUGGGCGCUGGCGGUGGAUCACCGCACCAGAAGAAGCUCCGCUUUCAGCUGGCCAAGGAGCGGAAGGCAUCGACCACGCUCGGCAUCAUCAUGUCCGCGUUCACGAUCUGCUGGUUGCCGUUCUUCAUACUGGCGCUAGUGCGACCGCUCAUGGACGAUGACUAUCCGACGCUGUCGUCGUUCUUCCUGUGGCUCGGCUACGCCAACUCGCUGCUGAAUCCCAUCAUUUAUGCGACGCUGAAUCGCGACUUCCGGAAACCGUUCCAGGAGAUCCUGUACUUCCGCUGCUCGAACCUAAACAUCCUGAUGCGGGAGGAUUUCUACCACAGCCAGUACGGUGAGCCCGGGUCGCAGCGGUUCGUGCUGGAAAAUGAAGGGCAGCACACUGCCCGGGAAAGCUUCCUUUAACUCGAUCGCAGUGUCGCGCGAUGGCACGCCCGGGACGGUAAAGGUACGCACGUUGUCCGGCCGGGUGGACGUGGGAUUGUUCCUCGUAAAAGUGCUUUCACACGAACUGAAAAUGCUUUCCCGUGCCGUACGGAUCGCUUGCUCGUUGGCAGUUUGAUAUUCCUUUUUGUCUGUCCUAAUCCUUGUAUUACGCCAUACCCGAGCCAGUUGUGCUCGGUCUGUGCGACGGUGCAGUGCCGUGCUUCGUGCAGCCAUAGUAGUAUUAAAUGUUUCAAGCACUAACUGUAGCUGAUGAUGUACGUAAAGCAGGCGGUAAACUCGAUGAAUCUACACAGAUAAGCUACGAUAGCGUAAAGGGUAGCAUGCUACUGUACAACACAAACGAUGGCCGCUGUUAGCGGCAGAUAGUCGAGGAGUCGUUAGGUUUCCAUGAGACAAAUAUUGGUGGAGCUGUAUAGUAAUUAUUAAAUUAAUAAUUAUUCACCACCGCUCGUACAUAUGCAGAUCGUCCUACGGAAGGCAGCCAUGGAAGCUAAAAAGGAGUGAACGAAUACAAAACAUUACACAAUGCACAACAAACAAAUAAAAAAAAACCCACAACCAAGCCGAUACAAUCACGCUGUCUAAUUAGAAGGUAAAUGGUAAACACAACAAUCCAAUCCAAUUUGUAUAACCGUUUGGCACAAGCCAGUAGUGAGGCUUUGCCUGAAAGAAUUGAAAAGUAAAACUAAACCUAAACACGCAAAACGGUAGUGAGUUUCAUUUUAGGACACCGUUGAAGAUAAUGCAAGGUAAUCUUUAGUUUAGAAUGUAUGCAUAUACUAGCACGUAGCGAAACAUAUUGGGACUAGUUUUGUUGGUAGCAAAAAUGUGUAUGUAUCCGGCCGACUAUCUACCGAAUGAGCGGGUACUGAUGCUGUCCAAGCAACUGGACAGUUGUUCUAGAUCUCAGAAGUAUCGAACAAGUAGAGAUGUUUGUUUCUUUGUUAGCAAUGGAUGUUCACAGGAUUGUUUUUAAAUAAUAAAACUUUCGCUCCAAGUCCUUUUAGGUAUUCGGCAUACGUUUAAUUGAUUAAUUUCGGAUAGAUAUGUUUGAUUUAAGCCACGGUAAAUGGGUUUCCUUUAGCAUGGGGUGGAUUCUGUGCUCUUCUUAUCACAUAGAAUAGAGUAAUGUACGUUAGGUAUUGGUUUCCUUUAUGAGACAAAAGUGUAUUACAACCAGUGAACAGAACAUAAGACUUUAAAUGCGAACAAUUACUAUGUCGUAAGCGCUCUGAAGCAGUAAUGGAAGGUUAUAGGAAGAAUAUUGGAAGAAUUUACUCGUAAAACGAAAACCGAACUCUUUUAGCAUGUAAACGUAAUGUUGUAAGUGAUAUACGAUCGAACUGGGUGUGUGUGUGUGUGCGUGUCUGUAUGUGGCAUGUCUGGGAAGGGUGUUAGUGGGCAAGGUGUCUAGUAUUAUACUGCUAGGCAUAUAUUUUCCGUAGGCUCUAAAGCAAAAACGAUGCAUGUGUUGGCAGCAGACGUCGUUAGCAGGAAGACCGAUUCCCGUCGACGGUUAUAAGCGUCAGCGCCGGUCGGGUAGAUGUUUUUCGGCUUUUGGACGUGUAUACUAGAGUUAAAAAAAUGGUGAGCAGGGAAGCACACUCGUAAAGCUACAGGAAACAAACAAGCAGGUGUACCAAGGCACAGGCGCAAUACACUAGAGUCAAAUGCUGCACCAUCUGUGUAUGUAGGGUGAAGGAAAAACAAAACACAUUCUCGAUGCAUGUACUAUUUACAAUUCUGCUCUCCAAUACUACCACUUAGGGCAUGGCGGGCAAAGCCGGGUGUGUGUUACACGCAUUCGAUUAUUUACAAGCAGAUGUGCAGAUGAGUUGUUGCGUUGUUUUUCGACUGUUUUUUUUUUUAAUUGUUUUCUAUCGAUGAUUGAAUCUCUUCUACAGAUCGUAUUUAUAGCAAAAUCUGAACCUAGACUUACACUUAAGAUGCGUGGUGCGAACCGUUUCGAACGCUACUCGUAUACCUUAACUGAGCUUUUUUGGAAUAUGUUACCGGAAUACUAAAUAUUUUUAAUGAAGAAAGACCUGAGGCUCAAACUGAAUCAUUCUCUGAAACCAUCAAUUCUCUCGAUAGAUGUAUGCUUCAGUAGGGUGAACGACGGUUACGGUAUUAGGCGUAUAGUAAACCAUGUAAACCGUGCUCGCGGUACGGAUAAACCGUGCGCGCCGACAUGGCAGCUGAAGAGGAUACUUAAAAAUCUAUUCUGUGGCGGAGACCCGCCGCGCCGGGUCACCGAGAUGCGUAUAUUCGAAACAAAAGUCUGGUUGAUUUUAUACUGAAAUCUAUGAUUGCUCCUAUUGCUAAGAGGUGGCGUACGCGCAGUGGUAAAUAAAUAUCAACUAGAGGAAUAUUUAAAUGGUUACCUUUAAAACAAAUCCAUAAAAGGUAGAAAGAAAUAUGGAUUCUUCACACACGCGCUAAAAUACUCCCGCCGAAUGGGCACGAAUGGGAGGAACUAAAAAUAAAUAAAACAAG